This is a messenger RNA of Zygotorulaspora mrakii, 2025 nucleotides long. RefSeq names its product RING finger and CHY zinc finger domain-containing protein. Bases 1 to 2025 code for a protein of 674 amino acids. The transcript has a single exon. Gene Ontology annotation, biological process: ubiquitin-dependent protein catabolic process; protein ubiquitination. Gene Ontology annotation, molecular function: ubiquitin protein ligase activity; zinc ion binding. Lineage: Eukaryota; Fungi; Ascomycota; Saccharomycetes; Saccharomycetales; Saccharomycetaceae. The record is from RefSeq and is a predicted model, not a curated record. Gene Ontology annotation, cellular component: nucleus.
AUGAAUAAUCGGGAAGAUCUUAUGAUUGAUGUUUCCACCAACUGUAAUAUACGGGAUACAGAAAUGGCUUCCCAGGCAAAAUUGCCCAGCAACGAAAUUACUUCUCUCUCCAGAAAAUUCCAAUUAAGUACUUUCAUUUAUGAUUUGCAACAUGGUCUAAGUUUUAGUAAUGCAUUAACAAGGCUUCAAACCAUGAAAGCUCUGAUGGAGCAAGUAGUUUCAGAAGCUAUUGAAAAUAAUAUUGAUAGCGAGGAGGAUAUUUUCGAAGAUGCAAGCUCUACAAUAGAUGAAGGUGAUGAACCUAUAGGUAUUGUACCCGUUACAGAGCCCAAAAAGAUACCGACAUACAAUAACGUGAUAAUACCACAGGAUAAAGAUCCCAUGAUCAAUACUGGAAGUAACAAUGAUCACGAUGAUGAACAUGAGCAUAAUAAUAUUAGCUGUCAACAUCACCAUACUGAAACUGAUACAUCUUAUGAUCAUCUUACGGUUAUCUCGCAAGCAGAAAAGACAGAUCAUCAAUUUUUAAGACUGCGUAUUGGGGAAAUUAAUGCAUUAGAUAUUAACUCAAAACAGAAGGCAACCAUGGUUCAAAAGCUCAUGAUGGGAAAUUAUAACAUAGAGCCUCCAUCAUUCAAGGAUGGGGUACGGCCAGAGCAAAACCCUUCAGAAGUUCAAGAUACCUAUUUAGAUGCGUUAUCUAGUGUAAAUUCUGAUGAUUGGAGACCCGAAUAUUAUAAGCCAGGGGUUUACGGAUGCCCUCACUACCAGCGGGCCUGUAAAUUACAAUGUAAUAUAUGUCAUUCAUGGCAUACAUGCAGGUUUUGCCAUGACGAGAAGCAAAAUGAAAACUCAGCGUCAUAUCAUCCUCUCCAAAGGAAUGAAACAAAAUGGAUUAUGUGUAUGAGAUGUCAAAAUGUUCAAAGACCAUCAAGAAAUUGUGAAAAAUGCAACGAAGAAUUCGCACUUUACUAUUGUGAUAAGUGUGUCCUUUAUGAUAAUGAUGAGGCAAAGGAUAUAUAUCAUUGCGAUAAGUGUGGAAUUUGUAGAUUGGGUUUAGGAUUGGGAAUCGAUUUUUUUCAUUGUGAUGGAUGUCAGGCAUGCCUUUCCAUUGAGCUACUCAACAAUCAUAAAUGUAUUGAACGUGCAACAAUGUCAAAUUGUCCAAUUUGUGGGGAGUAUAUGUUCACAUCGGUAAAACCAGUUGUUUAUAUGUCACCUUGCGGACAUGCGAUUCACCAACAUUGUUUCGAUGAAUACACAAAACAUUCUUACAAAUGUCCACACUGCCAAGUAACUGUUCUAAAUAUGGAUGCCCAAUUUAGAGUUCUUGAUAAAGAUAUUGAAGAACAGCCAUUACCAGAACCAUAUUGCAACUGGAUCUGUAUCGUUUCCUGCAAUGACUGUAAGGGAAGAAGCAAAUGCCCGUAUCAUAUUUUAGGUUUAAAAUGUGGCCACUGCCUGAGCUAUAACACUGUCCAAUUAAAAUUGAUAAAACCUGGAAAUAAGGAUGACGAAGAUGUUGAUCCAGCCGCAUUGGAACAGUUCAAUCAUUCUAUGAAUCGUUCCUUAAGUGAAAAUUUACUGAACGAUCAUUUUCAAACCGAAGACAUAUCCCCGCUAAUAAAUAUGGAUAACUUUGUGAUGUCAAAUAUCGACCACUAUAUGAAUUCAUAUUUCAAAGAAAAACCAGGAAAAUUAAGAGAAAGUGAUAAUGUUAACGACUUUAUAAAUACUAACGGCCUUUUUAAGAGUCAAACAAAAGCAAGAUAUUCAAAUGAAAUCAUGGCUUCAACAAGUAUGCAAAGAGUGAGUUCGCUAACGGAGAAAUUCAAACAGUUUAUAAGCGGUAACGCCACAACCACCUCAAUCGAUAGUGCUAUUUCCUUACAACAUACAACAGAACGGUCAAUCGGUGAAAUAUUUCAAGUGUGGCGAAGGGACGCAGCGCAAUUCCGAGGGCAAGACCUCAGCAAGGACGACAGUCCAACUAUGCCCAAAAUUCCAGACUCCGAAGGCUCUUGA